This is a messenger RNA of Microcebus murinus (gray mouse lemur), 585 nucleotides long. Its product is annotated as olfactory receptor 2F1-like. The record is from RefSeq and is a predicted model, not a curated record. Gene Ontology annotation, biological process: G protein-coupled receptor signaling pathway. Gene Ontology annotation, cellular component: membrane. Gene Ontology annotation, molecular function: G protein-coupled receptor activity; olfactory receptor activity. Lineage: Eukaryota; Metazoa; Chordata; Mammalia; Primates; Cheirogaleidae.
AUGGUCCCCUCAGCCCUGAUGAACGUGAGUGGGUUAUUUCUAGAUAGAAAGGCUCACGGGCUCUGUGCGGCGUUGGCAGGUGUCUCUUGGCUGGUGGGCCUGGCUAAUUCCGCCGUGCAGACGGCACUCACCAUGCGCCUGCCCACCUGUGGGCACAACGUGCUGAACCACGUGGCCUGUGAGACCCUGGCACUGGUCAGGUUGGCCUGCGUGGACGUCACUCUCAACCAGAUGGCCACAGUGGCCUCCAGCGUGGUGGUGCUGCUGGUGCCCUGCGGCCUGGUCUCGCUGUCCUACACCCACAUCGUGGCCGCCAUCCUGCGCAUGCGCUCCUCCCAGGGACGCCGCAAAGCGUUCGGGACCUGCGCCUCCCACCUCACUGUGGUCUCCAUGUCCUACGGGAUGGCUCUCUUUACAUAUAUACAGCCCCGCUCCAUGGCCUCAGCUGAGCAGGACAAGAUUGUGGUGCUCUUUUAUGCUAUGGUGACCCCCAUGUUGAAUCCUCUCAUCUACAGUCUGCGUAACAAGGACGUGAAGGCUGCUCUGAGUCGAGUUCUGAUGAAGACUUCUGAAUUAAAACAUUAG